GACAAGUAUAUCUUUAACGCGUGCACGGCAGAGAGGUAGGCAAAAAAGAGACUCCAGCCUGUCUUUCACACACUUCAGCACUAAACUCCAUAUUACAUCUGGACGUAGUGAACCCGGGGAGAUGGCCGAUAGACCUUCACCUAGAAAACAGCCAAAGAGGAUAAGAUCUGAUGAACAGAAACUGAAGAAGAAGGGAUAUGAUUUGGCCAGGGCGAAGAGUCGCGUGAACAUCGGCGUGGGUUUUCAGCGGUGGAGAAACCUCAGAGAACUGAAAUGCAUGAAAACAGACGAAGAUGUUGCUCUUUUCCUGCUCGAUUGUUUUGAUCAGAAUUCACUGUCACCAGGAAUUGCACUAAGAGUCCAGAGCUUCGCAGCGGCUGUACCUGGGCCCACAUCUGUAAAGAGUGAGGAGGAGUUGAACCACAGCAGUGCAGACGAGGUUGUCGUGAAGUUGGAGUGCCUGCUGCAAUUGUUCCAGGAGUGCCUAGCGUGCUGCAGCGAAUGCAGCAUCAGUACGGAGCGCGACAGCUGGUUCUUCUACAUCACCCAGAAGUGUCAGCAGUGCCACUACAGCAGGAACUGGGCGAGCCACCCCACGGACCAGAUCAUCAGCGACCCAGCAGAGAAUCAUGAGGUUUCAAGCUCUGACUCCGAAUCUGUUUACUCAUCGGACCCAGACGUUUCUACAGAGCAGAAAGUUUGUUUGGAUCAAGGAGCCAUCUUUAACAUCCGUGAUAUCAUUAGCAAAGCACCGAAUGGAAGAUCCAUCCUCUCCGGUCUUGAGGAAAACCACCUGAUUUCCCACCCUGAGAGGCGAUCCAUGGUUCGGAUCCUCGUGUCCCACUUGAUGGAGCGCUUUGGAGAGAAUCCUACUUCAGGUACUAAGGCAUUGCUGGCAUCAUCAAUAGUGGAGCAGUUUCCAUGCCUGAGAGACUGCCAAGGCAGUGGCUAUGAUGCGUGGUUCACCCCGGGGAGGAAUCAUAAACCGGCCACUGGGUUUCUGGAGGAGCGUCUCCGCAAUGUGCGUAAGCGGCUCCACCGAGGCCAGCGGAGGAACUCUGCAGCACUGACACCACAGCAGGAAACACAAGACGCGUUGCCAGAAUCGGCUUGGCAAACAGUGUGUGAUGUCUACACACCAGCACCAGAAUUUUCUACAGUGCAAAACGUUGCCCUGGAGCACACAGCCACAUUUAACAUCCGUGAGAUCCUCAGUAAAACACCUAAUGGAAAAUACCUGGUCACCAGUCUUGAGGAAAAUGGCUUGAUUUCCCACACUGAGAGGCGAUCCAUGGUUCGGACCCUCGUGUCCCACUUGAUGGAGCGCUUUGGAGAGAAUCCUACUUCAGGUACCAAGGCAUUGCUGGCGUCAUCAGUAAUGGAGCAGUUUCCAUGCCUGAGAGACUGCCAAAGCGGCGGCUAUGAUGCGUGGUUCACCCCGGGGAGGAACAAUAAACCGGCCACUGGGUUUCUGGAGGAGCGUCUCCGCAAUGUGCGUAAGCGGCUCCACCGAGGCCAGCGGAGGAACUCCGCAGCACUGACACCACAGCAGGAAACACAAGACGCGUUGCCAGAAUCGGCCAUAACUACAGAGCGGGCCAUACAACUGACGGAGUGGCUGAAAAACAACACGUGGCCCCCGUCCCAGGUCCAUGAGGCCAUGCUGGAGACGGUCGUCCACAGGGCCCACUGGAUCCGAGCAAACAAAGCAAGACCAGUACAAGACAUAAUUGACGAAUUCCCACGUUUAGUAGACACCGCAGACAUGAUUUCUCAGGAUUUCUCAGUAUUAUACCCAGAGUCCUCUGGGAGGCUGAAAGAGAACUGGAGCCUUGUGUACGCUGAGAAAAUCAUUCGCAUGGCCUGGACAAAGAGGACAAACAGCCUUCUCACUAACAUAGAUCUGCUUCCCACUGACAAACGAGCGGAUAUUGCAUUGCAGUUGUUGCCUGUGUUGCUUCCAGCUGCGCCAUAUAAAGUUGGACAGAGAGUGUUCCGGCACAGCAGUGUAGAGUGCCAGAAGGCCUUCAUUAACACGCAGCCAAUCGGAAUGACCAUAGCCGACUACCUCACUGCAUCUCCAGCAGAGUACCCGUAUGUUCUCAUGUUGGGGGAGGAGUACGACUGCUCCCAAGUGUUUGUGGUCAUUAAUGGGACUCCGCUGGAGCACCGGUCUCUUCUGAGCGCUGUUGACGCCUGCUUUAAAGCCUUUUUCAUACUUCAGCUGCAGUACCCCAAACAAUGCGCCCAGGUUUGGGAGUUUAUCCAGACCGUCGUCUUUGGCAUCCCUGGACACGAGUCAAACGCUGUUAAAUUGAUGAGAGCGCAGCUUUCUGCAUAGGAGUGUAUUGGACAUUUUGGUGGCUGAGUUAAUGGAACAGAUGAUUUUAACUUGAUUUUUUGACAGGAGUUGAUGUAUGUUUAUAUACAUGACCAGUAUAAAUAGCCUAAAUCCUGAGUUUCCUUGAUAUGUUACUUAAAUGUUUUUUCUUACGUAAGGCAGGAGAGCAAAUCUUUAAUCUCUCCUUUAUGUUGCAUGAUGUAGUUAGACAUACACAUAAAGAAUAUUUAGUUCUGUUCAGUGUUUCAUUUCUACCUGAAUAUAUUUUCAUGUACCAAUCUCUGUGAAAGAAGCCAGAUGGUUGAAGGAUUGUCAAUGUUUAAUGAAUGGUCCAUUUUCUACAAAUUUCCAAUUGCUUAAUGAAAGAGUGCCUUGGAAA
Sardina pilchardus (European sardine) is the source of this 2720-nucleotide messenger RNA. RefSeq lists its product as uncharacterized. Bases 122 to 2341 code for a protein of 739 amino acids. The record is from RefSeq and is a predicted model, not a curated record. NCBI's taxonomy places the organism in Eukaryota, Metazoa, Chordata, Actinopteri, Clupeiformes, Clupeidae. The transcript has 15 exons.